CCCGCCCGGACUGUUUUAUUGACGCACGCGCAUUGAGGCCCAACAAAGGGCCGAAAUAAGAACGGUUCGUAAGUGAAUCUGAUGUAUUUAUGUCAUAAAAAUGGUGAAAUCUGUGAAGUGGCGAGUAGAAAUUAGAAUAUUCGACGUGUCGAAUCAUGACCGAGGCAUCUGAAAAUGCCUAUCUGGUGCGUGUGCGAGCGCAGGUGAUGUGCCGCGACGAGGGCACGGGCGGGUGGGUGGCGCUGGGCGGCGGCGGCCUGGCCGACGUCAUGGUCGGCAAGCGGCCCGCGCCACACACGCACAGGAUAUCCGCAGGUGGGGAUAGUAAUAGCGACACGACAUCCACCUCCGCGAUCGUGUCGACGCCCACGCACGAAUACUACAUACACGGCAAACGGAUCAGCGAUAAUAUGGUGGUGUUAGAAUGCACGGUGAAGAAAGACUUCCAGUACAACAAGGUGAUGCCCACGUUCCACCACUGGGUGACUGACGAGAAGCGGUUCGGGCUGACCUUCCAGACGGCUGCAGACGCGAGGGCCUUCGACAAGGGAGUCCGGACUGCCAUCGAGGAGCUGUUAGACGGUCUGGGUGGGGCAUGGCCAUCACUUCACGCGUACAAAAAACACAACCCAGCGCCCAAAGAGGACGACGAGGAACAAAACAUCUUCGAGUGCCUGAACCUGCCGUCGGGGGGCUCCCGCGAGGAGGGUCGGCGCGACCUGCAGACUCCCAUCCUCGCGCCCAUCACGCUGCCCGCACACCCGCUCAACGGACACGAGUCGAUGAAGCAGUACGAAGUGCAGUACGACGAGAAGACCAGCACCGAGGACGACAACGAGAGGUGCCACUACGUACAACUAUCCGCCGUGCACGAGUACACAUACCCGCAGGGUCAAGGCGUCAUUAGCUCGGAGAAGUCCACGCCCAACACCAAGCCACCGCUACUCAAAAGGGACUCAGGGUCGCUAAAGAAGUCCACGUACACCGCGCCUCCGCCACUGCCAGGGAAGAAAACCAUCGAAACCUUCCAGGGACGGCUCAAAUGCAGGCACUGUCACGAGUGGUACCUGGAGAGCGCCAACCGCGCCGGCUCGUGCGAGUACGCGCCCGACUGCUGCCGCGCCUGCGUCGACUGCGUGUCCUGCAUCAAGUGCGCGCAGUGUCUGGUGUACCACUGCGGAUGGGACUCUGAGGGCGACGCCGUGAACCGACCCUGCGCCUGCGCACCGCCUCACACCACCUGCGCCGUGCGAUGGGUGGCGAUCGUGGCUCUGAGCCUGGUGGUGCCGUGCCUGUGCUGCUACGUGCCGCUGCGCUGCGCUCACCGGGCAGCGGCGCGCGCGCACCUCGCCGGCGGCGCCCACGCGCCCCACCACCACCAGCCCAGGGACCACGACUAGCACCACACCGCCGGGGGACACGUGCCAGGACCCACGGACACCUAAGUGGAUAUCCCGGAGAAUAUCCACCAAGUAUGAGGACUGAAACUGACCUCUAUGGAAGCCAUGGAAAGCUAUAUGUGACACCCCGGACUAUAUCCUGUGAGGACCUCAAUGGAUUAACAGAAUCCAAGUUGUGUGUGAAGUGAAAAUUGAAAUUCAUAUUUAAAUGUGUUUUAAAUUGUUUCGGUUUAUCUGAAUGCUGCCAUAAAUGUUUAAAAUAUGUCUAAAAUGUUAUAUGAUCUAAGCGGUGCAUUGUGUGGGGGUUUAAUACAAAUUUCGAAAUAGUAUAAGUUGCUUAAUGGCAGUUCUGAACGGUAAUCUAGAGUUCAAAUAGUGUUGAUACUGAACUGCGUAUACCAAUAUUCUUGGGUGUUGGUCUCACGAUCCUAUUCCCUACUCAUGGGUUGAAGGCUGGGACUUGGGUAUUUAAAUAUCGACUGUCGAUAAAAUUAAUACCAAAGUUGAUACCGAAUGUCAUUUGGAAUCAACAAACACCCUGUAUAGUGGUAUGGCAAUCCCCGCAUCACAACUGUCAGUCUUCCAUGUUACACAUUUUAGUGAUUUCCUUCGAGUGACGGACAGCGAGGACAUUGAAUGUAAUAUACAAAGUUAACAUAUCUAUUGUUAUAAUUAUAUUUGACAUUUUAAAAGCUUAUUUAUGUGUCGGCGAAGUUUGGGCGCCAUCUGUUAUUUAGUUGCAACAUGGAUCUGAGAGGUUUAUGAAUGUUGAUGUUUUGUACGGAAUCUGUAGUUACUGCACGUAUGCAUUUAUUUAUUCUCUUGUUGAAGGGAAAUUAAAGAUCUGAUUAGUUUGAAAAGUCAACGAUAGAUGGCGUUAGCUGUGUUCGUGUAAACUACCGCCAAAUGUACAGGUUGUAAGUGACGCCCGAACCGCGCCGAUUGAAUGUAUUUGUACAAAAUAUUGUACUAUAUAAGAAUUUUAAUUAAGCGAUACGGGUAAACGUUACCUGAGGCGAAGUGAUCUCCGAACGGGGAGUUUGCGUUAUAUUUCCAUCGAUGUGUAAAUUUUAAUAUUGUACUGUCACUUGGAGCGUCGAGCGGCCGCCGUGUUCCCGUCGGGUCCCGCCAGGUCCCGCUGGGUCCCGCCAGGCCCCGCCGGGUCCCGCGGCCGCCGCGCCAGCCUUAGGCGAGUUAAUGUUCGUUAAUAACUUUACUAAUGUAUGUGACGUUUCUUAUACGUAGAUGUAAGUUCAAACAAUGUUCAUUUAAUUUGUGCGAAAAACUUUCUAGUCUGCUACAUCAGUAUUUCUAUUAGCCGUUACAGAUUUAAUUGUAUUUAAAAACUGACCAAAAAUGUUUUUUGUAUAUUUAUAGUAAGUCGGUCGGCGGCGGCGUCGCUCUGGACUACAGACGGUCGUCCAUCGCAAAUCACACACAAAAACAGUUACAAAUUGGUACAAAAUAUAAAAUCCUCUUAGUUUUUAUAAGACACAGGGCUCACUUAUGAAAAUUAAAGACGAUUUUGUAUUUUCUCGCGUACGGGAUCGCACGGGAUGCGAUAGCGAACGCGACGCGACAGGAACGUAAACAAAAACCGUACUCAGAACCCACUAGAUAGAGUCUAGAAUCGUGCGACAGGCGCCUGUGGGGCGGAGCGCCGCCGCGGCCGCAGUUACUCCGCAUUGUCUCUGAGUGGAACUGUUCGCAGAGAUCGGAUGCGCGCGUUUUGUCUAAACUUUGCGCUGCGUUAGUGUAUGAAGAGACUUUAAUAGUUCAUUAAAUGGUAUAUCAAUGUUUUAGUGUCUCAUAUUGUAAGUGUAAGUGAGGUGAAGUGACUGUGGGACGCUAAUGCGCAUACCUCGGAGUUUAAAUUCAUGUAAUUAAUACUAAAUAAAUAAUCGUACAUACAUA
Messenger RNA from Manduca sexta (tobacco hornworm), 3314 nucleotides. It is a transcript of the gene Spred, whose product is annotated as sprouty-related, EVH1 domain-containing protein 1. Lineage: Eukaryota; Metazoa; Arthropoda; Insecta; Lepidoptera; Sphingidae. The record is from RefSeq and is a predicted model, not a curated record. Gene Ontology annotation, molecular function: protein kinase binding. Gene Ontology annotation, biological process: multicellular organism development; negative regulation of MAPK cascade. The coding region runs from base 156 to 1400 and encodes 414 amino acids. The transcript is spliced from 12 exons. Gene Ontology annotation, cellular component: membrane.